CUGCCACUAUAAUCUGGUAUUCAAGAGAACCAGACGGCUCAGCAGCAGCAUCGCUUUCUAUACCUCCGCACACUCGGCACCACCACACACAUCCUCGCCUUUUUCUUUUGGCUUCGCACAAGCCGUCUGGCUCUGACUGAUUGUCGGGUUUUGGAGUCUGAUAGCACAUCUAGAGCGCGCUGCCAAGCUCCAUCACGACGCAUCAAUAAACCGUCAUGGCUUCCUCUUCCUCCCUGAGCGUCCCUCUCGCUCGAAGUGCCCGUCCCAUCUGCCACGCUCUUUCUCGAUCGCGGGCCGCCUUCAGCACUUCAGCACCCGACCUGAUCACGGGCAAAGGAGUGGGAGGUCGGAUGACGAAAGGACGCAGGGAUGAUAGCAACAAGGGCUUCGAAUUGGAAAAGAUGGGAACUUUUGAAUAUGACGAUCUGCCUUCUGGUGGGCAUGCUGUUGUCCAAAGACAGAGGGAACUUCUCAAGUACUACAGAUUGGCUGAACACGAAAUGCCCAAAUUGACCGGCUUUGCGAAAUCAUACGAGCCCCCAAAAGACGAGGAAGUGAUCCAAGCUCGUUCGUUGCACUAUCAAGGCCAGAUUCAUCCCGCCGGUCGUAAAGUGGUAGUCACAUCGCGCAUCUCCAAGCUCUUGUCGUCGGGAGCGUUGCAUUCGACCCAAGCGGCGCACAAGUUGAAAUUGCUCGCAUCGACGCAUUUCAAGCCGGACGACCCCAUCGAUGCGUUUGCGCUCAAGUCUUCGAUGUUGAAUGCGAAUGCCAAAACUGAACGGGGGACAACGAGGAACGAGGAUGGGGUGAUCAAGAUCUCGUGCGAACGAUUUCCCCAAGAAAGCCAGAACUUGAGAUGGGCUGCAGAGAGAGUGCAGCUCCUCUGCGAAGAGGCCAAUCGUAAUCCUGACGAAUACGCAUCAGUCCCGUUGGAUCCGAGGCAGCACCUCUCCAAGGCUGUCAAGAAGGGGGGAAUGCCAACGAGCAAAAGGGUCACCAUCAAGGAUUUCCCUCAACACUGGCUCUGAGCCGCAUCGACACGCCACUGCAAAUUUGCAUCAUGCUUAAACGUCUAGGACAGCUCUUCUUUGCGUUUAGUCUGGACUGAGACGAACAGGCGAAUCGCGAGACUCGAACGUAUCGUUGUAUUGCUCAGGGAAAGGCGCAGGGCAGAGUGCUUAGCUAGGAAAACCACUAGUGGAACAAUGUGACAGUGACAUGUGGUGCAAAGUGAGCAGGGGCGAGGCGAGACGAGGCGGGUCGAAGCUGACUGAUUUUGGGGCAGAGCAUCCAUGCGAGCAAAGAAGGUAACAGGACGCAUGAAGUAGCC
Messenger RNA from Ceraceosorus guamensis, 1330 nucleotides. RefSeq lists its product as hypothetical. Gene Ontology annotation, biological process: mitochondrial translation. The record is from RefSeq and is a predicted model, not a curated record. Bases 216 to 1028 code for a protein of 270 amino acids. The transcript has 3 exons. Gene Ontology annotation, cellular component: mitochondrial small ribosomal subunit. Lineage: Eukaryota; Fungi; Basidiomycota; Exobasidiomycetes; Ceraceosorales; Ceraceosoraceae. Gene Ontology annotation, molecular function: structural constituent of ribosome.